Molecule: messenger RNA, 2691 nt
Organism: Pseudo-nitzschia multistriata
Lineage: Eukaryota; Bacillariophyta; Bacillariophyceae; Bacillariales; Bacillariaceae
Source: the annotation of a GenBank genome assembly
CGAAAUGGGCGAAGAAAUGAUGAAAGAUGAUGAAAAUCGACCAGAAUAUGGUCUUCCUCGUCUCACCACGGCUCCUAAAAAUUCUUUCGCAACAGAAGGUGACAAUCUCACUGAAGAUAAAGAUGAAGAUGAAGACGAAGACGUUGAUGAAGACAAAAACUACCCGCAAGAUUGCAUGUCUUUCUUUGCUUUAGGGCCCAAAGGAGGACCCGACAAAAACAACAUUAUUCCCAUGCUCUAUGCAGGACUUGUUAUCGCUUUCCAAUUCUUUUUUCUUUAUCUCAUGAUCUUGAGCAGAAUGGUCAAAGAUUGGAACACUGAGAUCGACAUCGACAAUCCAAACAAAGAAUUCCGAUGGGGUGUCGCGCAUUUUCUGCCUGCAGAUGUCCCUUCGAUUGUUCGGGCUACACAAAUCGCAUCGCUUCUUGCAUUUGUUCUGUUUCCAGAAGAAAGUUUGUUUGAUUUUGGUAAAAAUGUGGUAUUCUUUCCACGGAAAGAAAAUGAGAACACUCCUAAGGAGAGAAGGGAAGAAAAUAUUCAUUUUGCGAGAAUCGCUUCCAUUCUUCAGGGUCUCCAGGGGUUGUUGGCCUGCUUGACCAUAAUCAUAUUGGUGAUGACUUCCACGGAUGUGAUUGAUAUUAUAUUGAAUUUCUCCGCCGUCGUAAGUAUUGUAAUUAUGCAUACCUUGUUGUGACUAUCACUUGAGUCUAUUACAUUUUCUUAUGUCGGAGUUUGUGCAUACUUUUUGCUACUUGUCACCGUGGUAAUUCAAGAAUUUCAUUUCUAGUUUUGAUGAUACUGCCUUCCAACUAGCGAGCUCAGGAAAGUAUGGUCCAAAAUUGAAACGUGCAGCUAAACACAUCGAAGGUAAACCUCUUACCGAUUGUAGGAAACCUGAAAAUGCUCGCUAUUUUCAGAAGAGGGAAAAGGUAGAAGCUCCUGAAGAGGGAAAAUACAGUGCAAAAUGCCUGCAUUGGUGUGGUUCGGUGUUUCUUGUGGGCCUUAUCCUAUUGCUAUUGGGUAUCUCAGUUGUUCAGUAUCAACGCAACAACAAAAAAUGGAGAACGCACAUGUUUCGAGUGCAAUUCGAUGAAGAAACAGGCCUAGAACGUUACAGUGGUUGCUACAGGUAUGAAAGAGGUAAUUCUUUCAUCGAGUCCGAUGGGAGAUUAGUAUACAGUAAUAAAGAUGAAGCUCAAGAAACCGCUAUGCUUGGGUACUGCCACGCGGAUCGUACAUGGGUGUUUGUCAAUUACAAUGAGUCAGAUCCGAAUCAAGAUUUUUGCGACAGCACAAAGGGUGAAAUUGCGCAUUCAGAGAAGACCAAUUCCUAUGACUUUUCAUCGGCUUUUGAAAUCGGGUGGAAAUCGCCUUUCAAUAAACCUCUUGAUGUUUAUUUCAUUGAUAAUCCAGGUAAUAAGAACGGAGACAAUGGAUUCUUUGAAUGUGACUCAAUCGCCAAUGAUGGAAAAUGCGACAAAGCUUUGAACAAUUUUGACUACAAAUAUGAUGGUGGAGAUUGCUGCGCUACGACAUGUACCCAUGCUGAUUGCCAUCCAGAGGAGGCCAAUCAGGCAUUUGGCGAAGACACACCGGGAGCUAAACAAUUUCAAUCUUGCAUAGAUCCAGAUAUGGUGGAUCUUACAAUCUAUCUUACUCGUUACAACUCAAAAGGCAUCCCUGAAUGGGCUAGAAAUAGUAAUUACAAUGACCUCGAAGAAUGGAAAAGCAACUGGAAGCCACCCUCUCUUUUGCUUGAGUGCAAUGGCAAUGUGGUAUUCUCGGUCCCUGUCAAUCCAAUUCUUUCGGACAUUACAGAACCGAGCGAGCAGUCCCCCAGCAUUAUUGCGAAGGUAGAACCUGACGCUAUUUGCAACCUCAACAUCAGCAAUUUUUUAACCGUCUGGGAUAUUAAUGUGGAAGUCAAUGACGAUAGAGUGACGACGAAUACACUCAGCAGUUCAAUUCCAAGCGAAAUCGGACGACUUACAAACUUGAUGGCACUUAACAUGGGUGAGUAGAGCUACAUAUUUUUUUCUUUUUAAGCAAAGGCUUGUAGCAACUAACCCUUGUUCAAUUCGCGACUUUUCAAGGUAAUCAAAGCCUCGCAGGAACAAUUCCAGUAAACAUAACGCACUUGCAUCUGGAGGAGCUUGAUUUGCGUAAGUCGUUCGUCCGUUUGCAAUCUUACUUUCAUUCAAAACGAAAAUUUGUCGACCCAAAUAAAAUCUUAUCACAUUUCCUUUUUCUUACAUCAAAAUGAAUACGGAAGAUAUGAACUCGAUUCAUGGUACAAUUCCCUACAGUAUUGACUCACUGAAGAAUUUGACGAAAUUGAGAUUAGGUAAGGGAAAGAAACUCAGUCGGUCUCUAACAGAAAACCAUGUAACAAUGUCAAUCUGACCUACGUAUUUUCCUUUCCUUCCCAAAACGAACAGAUUUUAAUACCCUAACUGGUUCUAUCCCCAACCGGCUUCAAUCCUUGGAAAAGUUAUUUCAUCUCGAUUUGAGUAAGUUCAAAACUGGAAUAAUUACAGAGAAAUGCAACUCCAUAUGCUAUUGUUUUUCUGUCACUUCUAUCAGUGUAUCGAAUCUCAUGUGUUCUGGAUUCCUCAUUGCCUACUUGACUGGUAUCGAUACAGGUUCAAAUAAAUUGAGUGGUAUUAUUCCGAAUGAAAUUGGUGAAUUGAC